GCCUCUGUGCGGUACGCAGUGUUGCCAAGUCUCAAGUAGUGGUCAGUCUCAGUUCACGCAGCCGGUAUCGCUCUUUUGUUUUAUUCCGCAAGAUGCUGUACCUGCUGGUGGUGGUGGUGCCUCUUCUGGGUUUCUUCCUCUCGGUCAGAUACCUGUCUGGACUGCGCGACCUCCCCCCAGGACCAUGGGGUCUGCCUGUCCUAGGGUCUCUGCUGCAGCUCUCCCCGACCACACCAUACCUGAGCCUCACCCAACUGGCCGAUAAGUACGGUCCCAUCUAUAGCCUCCAGAUGGGUCGCGUGCUCGCAGUAGUGAUCAGCGACGUCCGCAUCAUCCGGGAGGCGCUGGGCAAGGAAGAGCUUGCCGGGAGGGCCGACCUCUACCUCACCCAUGGGAUUAUGGAAGGUCAUGGGCUGAUAUGUUCGGAAGGAAAACGAUGGCGGGAGCAAAGAUCAUUUGUGACUUCCACUUUGAAAACACUAGGUAUGGUCAAGUACGGGCCUAGAAGAGAUCGUCUAGAGGCGAGAAUUCUACAAGGAGUGGUAGACGUAGUAGAAUACCUGAAAACCCAAGAUGGUCGAGAGGUAGACGCUAGCCGCACCCUUCUCCACAGCGUGGGUAACGUUGUGAACUCUCUGGUAUUCGGCCGUCGUUGGGAUUGGGAUGAUCCGACGUGGAGAUGGCUCCAACAUCUGUCUGACGAAGGCGUCAAACACAUCGGGGUGUCGGGCCCUCUGAAUUUUCUGCCUUUCCUCAGAUUCCUCCCUAAGUACCGAAGGACCGUACACUUCAUCGUGGACGGUAUGCGGAAAACGCACGAAGUCUACCAGCAAGUGAUAGACGACCAUCCGGAGGAUAAGGUGGACGACUUCAUCGCUGCCUUCCAGAAGGAGCAGCGAGAGCGCGGGACAGACCUCAGCUCCUUCACGCAGAAGCAGUUCCACCACGCCCUCGCGGAUCUGUUCGGCGCUGGAGUCGACACAACACUCACCACCCUGCGCUGGUUCCUCAUAUACGUGGCUAAACAUCAGGAUGUACAGAAACGCAUUCAAGAAGAUUUGGACGUCAUUUGCUGGGGAGCCCCCCGCCUGGAGCAAGUCUCAAAGAUGUACUACCUGCAAGCUGCGAUCGCCGAGUCUCAGAGAAUCCGUCCAGUGGUUCCCGUAGGGAUCCCCCAUGGAGCUUCUCAGGAGACGAUGGUGGCUGGAUACCGGAUACCACGGGGCACCAUGGUCAUCCCCCUCCAGUGGGCGGUCCACAUGGACCCCCGACAUUGGCCCGACCCCGAUCGGUACGACCCCGAGAGGUUUCUCGACGGGGAAGGAAAGUUUUUCAAACCUGAGGCGUUCAUUCCUUUCCAAACAGGCAAGCGGAUGUGCAUGGGGGAGGAGUUGGCGAGGAUGAUCCUGCUCCUGUAUACCUCCAACCUCCUGUACUUCUUCAGAGUCACUUUGCCUCCUUCGUGCCAGAACCCGCUGGAGUCGCACUGCGGCAUCACCCUCGUGCCGACCCUCCGCACUCUGCAUUUCCACAAACGAACCGGGGCGGUGGACCAUCCUCAAGUUCCUGACCAGGAAUGAUGACCGUCAAAAUGGAUCCAUUUGAAAGUAUUGCGAUUCACCCUGAGCAUGGAUAGAACAUUGGAAGUCCAUUUUGUCCAAGGUUCAAGAUCCGAUAAAAAAAGUCCUUAGCUUGUACACCAUAAAAGCACAGAAUUCGAACAGCAACUUGGACUGUUUCGUCCUUUUUAUGAUUAACCACUCCACAAAGAUCUUACGGGUACAAUUAAGACCAAGAUUGGUCGAAAAUUAUCACACAAACAUAUUAACCGUAACACUUCCGAGAAAGGAUGGUCCUUCUGAGUAUAUUGUGCAUGUUACUGUAACACUGUUCGUCCACUGAUGACGCUUUUUGUUCUUUUAAGUGUAUAUAAAACACAAACACUAUAAUAUUUGCUAAGGAUCAUAAAAUAUGCCAAAUAACCAUGAUUAUCAUGAUGUAAACUCUGUUCUAGUUCGAAGUUCCUACGUAAUAACCUUAAAGGUUGGCUAUUUUAUAAGAACUCAUGGAGUGUAUUUUAUAAGGUUCUUAUUAUUUUAAACCUGUCUCGUUUGUUAAUAAUGUUACCAUGCAUUUCACUGCGUUAGAUUAAAAUAAACAGUGGAUCUUUGUAAAGGGUUUAUGGAUCUCUGUGGAAUCGAUAUUACCUCAUUGUACAUUAAUGGAGUCGAAUAGAAUUAGUCUUAUCAAUUAUCUUAAUGUAAGAAAUGUUUAGUUUGUUUAGAUUUGUAAUUUUUUCAUGUAAGUGGUAAUGAAGAAUAUGAUACUGUACAAUGUUCUGAAGACUGAUGAGGUUUUUCAUGUUGACAUAACAGGAAAUGCGUUGCUCACGAUGUUUUACUGAAAUAUACUUAUGUUCUGAG
Homalodisca vitripennis (glassy-winged sharpshooter) is the source of this 2423-nucleotide messenger RNA. RefSeq names its product cytochrome P450 306a1 (gene phtm). Bases 93 to 1580 code for a protein of 495 amino acids. Gene Ontology annotation, biological process: xenobiotic metabolic process. The record is from RefSeq and is a predicted model, not a curated record. Gene Ontology annotation, molecular function: iron ion binding; heme binding; oxidoreductase activity, acting on paired donors, with incorporation or reduction of molecular oxygen, reduced flavin or flavoprotein as one donor, and incorporation of one atom of oxygen. The transcript is spliced from 7 exons. Lineage: Eukaryota; Metazoa; Arthropoda; Insecta; Hemiptera; Cicadellidae. Gene Ontology annotation, cellular component: intracellular membrane-bounded organelle; cytoplasm.